AGCGUCUGCAGUGUGCUGCCAGUCUGUGAAGCUGGAGAGACACUCAGACAAGAGAAGAAUCAGCAACUUUUGGUUGCAACUUUUUUUGAAAUUUUUCCAACUGUGGAUACAUGAGACUUACUUUUGCUUUUGUUAUUUCCUCCGAGAGUCCACUUAUUUGCAGAGAAAGCUGCAAUGCUUCCAUUCUACCUCCUGACUUUUGCUGCCACCAUCCAAGCACACAACCAGCUGCUGCCAGGCUCCUGCAACUUUGAGUCCAACACCUGCGGAUACACGUCAGAUGCAGAUUUCACAACCUGGACCCUGCACAAAGAUGGCCGUUUUGUUGCGGUGGAAGUAGCCAUGAGCGACGACCAGGAUGAUGAGAUAAGCACAGAUACGGGGACACAGAGAGAGAUCACGGGGGUCCUGCUGAGUCCGGCUCUGGAGCAGGGCGACUGGAGCUGCCUGAGGCUCGUCUACCAGAUCAUCGGGUCAGGGAGCCUGGAGGUCCUGCAGCGCACGGAGGGAAAGAGCUUUGACAAGCCGCUGUGGAGCAGCCAGACGCCCUCUGACAGCUGGGUCAUUUCCAGCAUGGACCUGCAGAACAAUACAGAGCCGUACAGGGUUGUCAUCGAAGGUAAACCUGGACGGAGCGCUGGGAGCAGCGUGGCCAUCUUUGAGAUCCACAUCAGCCCUGGAUACUGCCUCGAGUGUGACUUUGAGGAGUCUCACCUGUGUGGAUACAGCAAUCAGUGGAACGCCAAUGUGAACUGGUACGUGGGAGGCGGCGGCGGCACCCAGCUACUUCACAACAACAUACCAAAUGACCACACAUACAACAACAAGACAGGUCACUUAAUGUACGUGGACUCCAUCUACGCCAAGACUUUCAAAGAAGUUGCCAAACUGGUGUCUCCCAUGACGACCGUGCCGAUGUACGGCUGCCUGAGUUUUCAGUAUCAGCGAAGCGAGGAGGGAGGGAACCUGUUCUCCGUUUACACCAGGGACCAGCUGGGUCAGUACCAGGAGCUGUGGAGGGCAGGCACAGAAAACCAGAAUGAAUGGAGUGUGGAAGAGUGGAUACCUGUGCAGGUGGACCUGAAGGCACCGUACGCUGUACAGGUGGUCUUUGAAGUGUCCUUUAACAGCCCGAGAGGCGGACGCGUUGCACUUGAUGACAUUUCCUUUUCUCCAGAGUUUUGCAGCAAAGACACCGAGCCGACCUUUGACCCCUCCAUCGCCAAUUGCGACUUUGAGUCAGGUCUCUGCCGCUACAUCCAGGAGCCGGUGACGGGGUCGUCAUGGAGGAGAGUGUCAGUGAAGCCCAACAUAUUCAGAAACGGAGACCACACCACGGGAGCAGGAUAUUUCCUGUUGGCUCACUCCGGACUGAGCCCGCACUCUGGUUACGUUAGCCGUCUGAACGGUCCGACUCUGCCAGGGAACAUGAAGUUCUGCCUGAGAUUCUUCUUCUCCCUGAGGGGUUUCAACCAGACGGACCAGGCGCUCGCUGUGUAUCUGCAGCAGCAGCAGAGCGGCAUCCAGGAGAAGAUCUGGACUCAGGGGGAGAAGUCCAGAGGAAUCUGGAUCACCACCGACGUCACCUUCCAGACUACGCAGCCUGCCAAGGUGGUUUUUGUCAGCACCUGCAGGAGCUUCUGGGACUGCGGCUCUGUGGCUUUGGAUGACAUCAGUGUGAGACUCGGAGACUGUGAGCUGACAGCAGGUUCGUUGUCUUCGUCUCUGCCGGGACACUGUGACUUCGAAGCGGGUCUUUGCGGAUACACUCAGGACAAGGAGGGCGAUGGUGCUGACUGGGAGUGGAGAAGAGGACCCACCCCGACCUCGUACACCGGGCCCAGAGGAGACCACACCACAGGACUCGGAUAUUACCUGCACAUGGAGGCGUCGCCGAUGUUGCCCGGUCAGAGCGUCCGGCUGCUGUCCCGACCUCUGAGAGGCUCCUGGGGGCCUCAAUGUCUGCGCUUCUACUACCACAUGUACGGCUCAGGCACGGGUCAGCUCAGCGUCCACCUCCACAAGGACGGAGAGGACAUGUUGCUCUGGCAACUGAGCGGCGAGCAGAGCAUCGCCUGGCUGAGGGCUACAGUGGAGUACCAGAGUGACUGCCAGCAUCAGAUUGUGUUUGAAGCGACCAGAGGUUCAUCAGUGAGGAGUGAUAUCGCUAUUGAUGACAUUAUCUUUGAAGGCGGACCUUGCCCAGAAAUUGAGAUCAAGGCCACUGUGGGAACCUCCAAUGAGAUCGAGUAAAGGGCUGGGGCAAAUCAGCUGCGUAGGAUGCAUGAACCCUGUUUUUUUUUUUUGUGCACAUUACAGACUCCUGACUCCUGCAUGUCAAUCUGAACAUGUAGGAUUGUGGGUAAAAAGGAAACGUUUUCAGGUAGUUCUGUUUUCAUGGAGCAACACAUAUCAGUUGUGUCAUAGUCAGCAUUGCUCUCUGCACCGUAGCAACAGAGAGUGUGUUUAACUGUGUUUCCCUUCACAUUUAUAUGCAUUAGAUUAAUGCUCAUUGCUCAAAUAAAGCGAGAAGAUUAUUCAACAGUA
This is a messenger RNA of Plectropomus leopardus (leopard coralgrouper), 2547 nucleotides long. RefSeq names its product MAM domain-containing protein 2-like. Gene Ontology annotation, cellular component: membrane. NCBI's taxonomy places the organism in Eukaryota, Metazoa, Chordata, Actinopteri, Perciformes, Serranidae. The record is from RefSeq and is a predicted model, not a curated record.